Molecule: messenger RNA, 3752 nt
Organism: Olea europaea var. sylvestris
Lineage: Eukaryota; Viridiplantae; Streptophyta; Magnoliopsida; Lamiales; Oleaceae
Product: cytochrome P450 716B1-like
Exons: 8
Coding region: 2168-3574 (468 amino acids)
Biological process (GO): sterol metabolic process
Molecular function (GO): monooxygenase activity; oxidoreductase activity, acting on paired donors, with incorporation or reduction of molecular oxygen; iron ion binding
Source: RefSeq, a predicted model, not a curated record
CUUUUUGUGUACACAUAGCAGGCUUCAUUCCCUUCGUCCCCAUUUUGACACAUUUGUUCUGGUUCGACUGUUUAAAAAAAAAAAAAAAAAAAAAAACCUAUACCCUGCGUUUUUCUCACCUUUCCCUCCAGACUCAGAAAACCCCAUUCCACCUCUUGAAGAAAACGAGAAGACCCACUAAAUCUAAGAAAUUUAAGCUCCAGAAACGCCAUUCAGAGCUCUAAGAACUCGAGCUGCUCGAGUCAUGGAUCCAGUCGGGCAAACGCCCAACCCGCUGCCCUUAUCUCCUUUACCCUUGAAGUCUUGAAUUGGUAAACUACCGGACGGCUCGUUUUCUCCAUAUGCUGGAGUCAAAAAAUUCGGCCAGUUACCAUUGUUAAAGAGAACUAAAGAUGGGUCGGCCGAAUUCAAGUACUCAAAAAUGACUGAUAUUCAGAGGGCUUCGCUACCAAACUCGCUCUGUGGCAGCGAUAUCAUUGGCGCUGCGAAAACUGGGUUUUGGAGAAGUUAUACCAGGCUUGAUGGGGUCCAGAGGAUGGGGUUGGGUGCAUCAUCAUUUCUCCACAAGGGAACAAGCUAGUCAGCUUUUUAAGGUACUAAAAUCUGUUGGGAGGCAUCGUGGUUUUAGUGCUGGCCUUCUAAUUGGUGGCCGCAAAGGUGUUGACACAGAGAAAGAGCGCGUUAAUGAGUUGGAACAUAUUGGUUUGCACUCCAGGCCGUCUUCUCCAGUACAUGGAUGAGACACCAAAUUUUGAUUGUUCACAGCUUCAGAGCCAAUGAUUAGCAGACUCUGGUGUAAAUAUCUGGCCAGGUAGCAGGUUUUAGUGCUUGACGAGGCAGAUCGUAUUCUUGAUGUGGAAUUUGAGAAAGAAAUAAAUGCAAUAAUAUCUCAGUUACCAAAGCACCAACAAACUUUACUGUUCUCAGCAACUCAAACAAAGUCAGUUCGAGAUCUUGCAAAACUCAGUCUGAAUGAUCCAGAAUACCAAAGUGUGCGUGAAUAAUCUUCAAUGGCUACUCCAAAUCUAUUACAACAAACUGCAAUUGUUGUUCCUCUUGACCUGAAAAUAGACAUGUUAUAGAGUUUUCUGAAGGCACGUCUCAACUCAAGGAUAUUGGUAUUUCUUUCAAGCAUCAAGCAGCCUAUGCUGCUAUGCUGACAUGGGUCAUGGGACAGCGGUACAUGCAAACUUCAAAAAUAAUGCCAGCUGGUAUUGUUGCUGGGAUCAGCGUCCUCAUGACUGGAUUUUAUCUUUACAAGAUUGCAAUGGGUGGAAACCAUAUCCCUGCAAAGACUUGAGUGAUGGCAUUGACCAAUUCUUCAUAUGCGAUUCCACACUAUGAGUUCAUGUUACAGGUGCCACGAGAUUGACUGAUUGACAUUGGAGUAUGGUAUUUUGUUUUUGUUUCCUGAAUACAAAGAAUGUACCCAAGAGAGUAACAAUAAAAUUUUCUACCUUUUGACAUUGCAGUAUAGCAUUUUGUUGUUUUACACACAGACUGUACAUUUUAUUGUUUUCUGAAUAUGAAGGACUGUGAAGAGAUUAACGAUAGAAUACUAUUGUUGAUGGAAUGUAGAGUUUGCUGCUGGUCGAAGUCAUUGUUUUGUUGGAUUACUUUAAAAAGCCUUGUGCUUUCAACUUAACAUAUCUAGUUGAACUGAACGUGAUCAACCACGUUAUAUGUUAGAGUGUUAAGGUCGAAGCAUAUUAGCUAACAUACGGUCUAAAUAACCAUCAAACCUGUCAUAAUUUACCGAGAACAAUAAAAUCUUCAUCCCGGUUCAAGAAGCCAAGGGCUUGAAUGAUGCAUACUUCGUCUACCAGAACAAUACAGGGGUUGAAAAGAGUGGAAUAAGAGCUUAAUCUCCUGCCCAAGAGGAAACUUCUGUUAGAAACUUAGAAUAAUAUGAGGUAGGUAGAUAAAAACAAGCAUAUGCAUCCAACAUAACCACUUCCUUUUAUUAUCAUCAUUAAAAACUCUUUUAUAAACGUCAUUUAUGAACUCAUUAGCUGUUAUUAUUUUAAGUCAACUAAAAUAACACCAUUGACAGACAAUAACCUUCCAUAAACUAACAUAUAAUUUGGUCACCUGUCUCUGUAAUCUCUAUUGUAUAUGCACCUCAUCUGCAGUCUGCCAGUUAGGCUCUCUCUCUCGAGUCUAAACUAUGAAUAUAUUUCUUUGCAUUCUUUUGCCUGUCUUCUUUCUCCUAGUGAGGAGAAAAAGAUCAUCAGACAGGGUGCCCCCAGGAUCUCUAGGGUUACCAGUCAUUGGCCAAAGCCUUAGCUUCCUGUGGGCAAUGAGGGCCAACACUGCUGACAGAUGGAUAGCCGAACGAGCGAAAAGAUACGGUCCAAUCUCGAAGCUUAGUCUCUUUGGAAAACCAGCAGUUUUUAUACAUGGACAGGCUGCUAACAAGUUUGUCUUCACUAGUGAUGACAGUAUAAUGAAUAACCAUCAGACCGAAUCAAUUAAAAUGAUUUUGGGCGACAGGUGUUUGUCUGAACUCAGUGGUGAAGAUCAUAAGCGAGUACGAAGUGCUCUUGCUUCGUUCCUGAAGCCGGAAUGUUUAAAGCUCUAUAUUGGAGAAAUGGAAGAAGAGGUCAGGAGGCAUCUUGAGAUGCAUUGGAAUGGGAAGCAAAACAUUACAGUCUUACCACUGAUGAAGACGCUCACAUUCAACAUAAUAUGCACUCUUCUUUUUGGUGUUGAACGAGGAGCACGGAGAGAUAAACUGGUCCAGUAUUUUCAAGAGAUUCUUGAAGGAUUGUGGUCAAUCCCAAUUAAUUUUCCCUUAACACGCUUCAACCGUGGCCUCAAGGCCAGUGCAAAGGUCCAGAAUAUACUGAAAGACCUUGUACGUGAGAAACGUGUUGAACUGGAAAGUGCAGCUUCAUCUCAUCAAGACCUCAUUACCAGCUUACUCAACAUCCGUGGAGAAGACAACAGAGAAUUGGUGUCCGAAGAUGAGAUUGUACACAAUAUCAUGCUCGUUAUGGUUGCAGGGCAUGACACAUCAGCAGUUUUAAUUUCUUUUAUUGUCCGACUUUUAGCAAAUGAUCCAGCUAUAUAUGCAGCUGUUCUGAAAGAACAAGAGGAGAUCAAAAAGAGCAAGCCCUCUGGAGAGUUCUUGACAUGGCAAGAUCUUGCCAAGAUGAAGCACACUUGGAGAGUGGCAAUGGAGACUCUGAGAACGAUUCCUCCAGUUUUUGGAGGGUUCAGAAAGACAUUGAAAGACAUCGAGUAUGAAGGAUACCUCAUUCCAAAAGGAUGGCAAGUAUUCUGGGUUACCAGCAUGACUCACAUGGACAACAAUAUAUUUCAAGAACCCUCAAAAUUCGACCCUUAUCGAUUUGAAAAUCAAGCACCCAUACCACCUUACUGCUAUAUUCCAUUUGGAGGGGGGCCUCGUAUGUGUCCAGGGUACGAGUUUGCAAGAAUUGAAACUCUAGUCACCGUUCAUUAUCUGGUUACUCAAUUUAACUGGAAACUAUGCUGCAAUGACAACUCCAUUAGAAGAGAUCCGGUGCCAGUACCUGCUCAAGGACUACCAAUUCAAAUAAGGCCAAAGUAACCACAAUAACUUGGUGCGGAUUUUUCAAGGAAUGUAUUGGGAAAGAAUUUGAUUUGGCAAUGCUGUUAAAAUCACGGUUUGGUGAAUCAAGAAACCUACUGUUCAUUUAAUUGUUCCUGCCCAAUGAAAGAAUAUUGCAUGACCAUUAUUUUAAAUGAAUGUAUUUGAAAUAAGUGAA